Molecule: messenger RNA, 3454 nt
Organism: Cryptomeria japonica (Japanese cedar)
Lineage: Eukaryota; Viridiplantae; Streptophyta; Pinopsida; Cupressales; Cupressaceae
Product: cell division control protein 48 homolog C-like
Exons: 11
Coding region: 564-2942 (792 amino acids)
Biological process (GO): ribosome biogenesis
Cellular component (GO): nucleus
Molecular function (GO): preribosome binding; ATP binding; RNA binding
Source: RefSeq, a predicted model, not a curated record
CAAAAAAUAUUGAUCGUGAAAGCUUAAACACUCUUAAAAAGAUAUUGUUUUAACAUCUUGUAGCUUGUGCUUGAAAAUCAGAAACAACUCUGAAAAAUUGGAAAUAUUGAAUACUAAGGCAAAUUUUAAACUUGAUUUUGUAUGGAUUGAAACUAUUUACAUUCUUUGUUACCAAAUUUGGCUGGAUCUGGAGUGCUGGAGUGCUAAAGGAAAUCUUGAACUUAGGAGACUUCAAGGUCACUGGAUAGGGAAUCUGAAGGAUUGUAGGUUGUCUAAAUAUUGUUGAAAGUUUCCCCAAAAAUAAUAUAUAAAACAUUUAUUUAAUUUUACAUAUAUAUAUAUUUUUAUAUUUACCUUAAGCACGAUCGCACGAGCUAGGGCCGAAGCCCUUUACAUAUAUUUUUCAUAUGCAAUUCCUUGUGUUUAGUUGACUAGCUCGCUACACUUCAAAAUCACAGUAUUCAGAGGUGAAGAGUAUAAUCGAAGGCUACUGGAAACAGGUUAAUCGGGAUUUCGAGGGCUAUCAUUUCUGUGCUGCCUGUAAUCUGAGCAUCGUGAUCAUAAUGAGGCAUAAAACGAGGUGUCCUAAGGUGCGCACUGUCCAUCGUUCAUUCUUCGAUAGGCUGAUACUUCCGAGGGUUGAGCAAUACGCCAUUAACCACGACGUCCACGACCUCGACGCCACUGUUAAUUAUCUCAGAACAAAUUACCGCGAGUACAGACGUCACAAAGAAGACCCCUUUCGUAAAAUAGUUCUCCGCGCCAUCCAAACCCUCCAACAUAACAGUAAUCAUCAAAAGAGAAAGUGCAACAGCCUCCAUGAAGAGGAGGAAGAGGAGGAGGAGGAAGAUGAGGAGGAGGAGGAAGCAUCAUCAUCACGAGAAAGCGACAGCAACGGGUCACAAUUCGAAUUGAACCCGACAUCUUUCCCAGGUCUCAUGAACACUGUGUUGAGAACAAAUUACGGCGCCAAUGUUAAUGCUUCCCCUCCGAAACCCUCGGAGUCAACUAAAAGCACGCAGGAGAACACUAAGAUGGAUAUCAACAAUGAACUUUGUAGUGAAAAUGGUAAUGAAUUGGAUGGAAUAGUUAGCAAUUCCAAGGAGAGGCAAGAAUCUCAAGGAGGGCUUGAAGUUAAGCUUAAAAAGGAAGACAAGGGGUUUGAUAGUCGGGUGAUGUUUAAAGAUUUAGGCGGGUUGAGUGGAGUAAUCAAUGAAGUGAUGGAGAUUAUUUACCCUCUGUUUCAUCCGGAGAUUUAUCCUUGGUUGGGAGUUCAGCCCAUGAAGGGCAUUUUGUUGCACGGGCCGCCUGGAUGUGGGAAAACCAAAUUGGCUCAUGCCAUAGCCAACGAGGCAGGUGUUCCCUUCUACAAAAUUUCGGCUACGGAAGUGGUCUCUGGAGUAUCAGGUGAAUCUGAAGAGAAUAUUCGUAAUUUGUUUUCAAAAGCAUUAAAAACAGCACCUGCAAUAAUAUUCAUAGAUGAGAUUGACGCUAUAAGUGCCAAAAGAGAAAAUUUGCAGAGGGAAAUGGAGCGUCGUAUUGUGGUACAACUUUUGACCUGCAUGGAUGAAUCACAUGAAACCAUGAUAUCUGCUGACCAAGAAUCUGAUGCAGAAACACCUAAAAAGAAGUCAGGCCAUGUUCUAGUGAUUGGGGCUACAAAUAGACCUGAUGCUCUAGAUCCUGCACUUCGAAGGCCUGGUCGCUUUGAUCGUGAGAUUGUUCUAGGUGUUCCAGAUGAAAAUUCAAGAGUAGAGAUCUUGUCAGUAAUUACAAGAGGAUUAAGACUAGAAGGUUCGUUUGAUUUCAAGAAAAUUGCAAAAUGCACACCUGGUUUUGUAGGUGCAGACUUGACAGCAUUAACCAGGGAAGCGGCAUCAGUUGCAAUAAAGAGAAUAAUAGCGAGCAGGAAUCCUCAAAAUCUCGUAAAAUGUGGGGAUAUAGAGGUUACUGAAUAUGCAUGGUGGAAAAAGGCGUGGACACAAGAUGAAAUGAACAAUCUUAGUAUUACAAUGGCAGAUUUUGAGGAAGCUGCAACCAAGGUGCAACCAUCAACUCGAAGGGAAGGAUUUUCUGCCAUCCCAAAUGUUAAAUGGGAUGAUGUGGGGGCUCUUAGUUCUCUGCGCAAGGAUUUUGAAAUGUAUGUUGUUAGGCGGAUCAAGCACCCAGAGGAAUAUGAGGCACUCGGAAUGGAUCUGGAUAAUGGAUUUUUGCUUUAUGGACCACCGGGUUGUGGUAAAACUUUGGUUGCAAAGGCUGUAGCCAAUGAAGCUGGGUCUAACUUUAUACACAUCAAGGGUCCAGAACUUCUAAACAAAUAUGUUGGAGAAAGUGAACUUGCAAUCCGGACAAUUUUUACUCGUGCACGUACUUGCUCCCCUUGCAUACUUUUCUUUGACGAGAUUGAUGCCUUGACUACCAAACGGGGGAAAGAUGGUGGCUGGGUUGUAGAGCGUUUGUUGAAUCAGCUUCUCAUAGAGAUGGAUGGAUCAGAAAAGCGCAAGGGUGUUUUUGUAAUUGGAGCAACAAAUCGUCCAGAAGUAAUGGAUCCAGCAGUUUUACGGCCAGGACGGUUUGGAAAGCUACUUUAUGUUCCGAUACCAGAUGCAGAGGGAAGAGUUUCAAUAUUGAAGACCCUUACUCGAAAGCGACCUCUUUCUGCAGAGGUUGACCUUAAUUACAUUGGUCAUAGUCAGUCUUGUGAGAACUUCAGUGGUGCUGAUCUUGCCGCUCUAGUUAAUGAAGCUUGCAUGUGUGCAUUGCAAGAGAAAAUUGCAGCAGCAGUGGAGGCUGAUUCAGAUGUUAGGAAGUAUGCUUUGGUGGUUAAUUUAUCACACUUUGAGCAAGCAUUCAAGAGAGUUGUGCCUUCAGUGUCUAAAGUGCAACGGCAUUAUUACGAACAAGUAUUUCAAAAGUUUAUGGGGCUGACUGGAAAACAAUAAUCACUAAAGCAAAUGUCCUACAGGCUUUGGAAAACAUGCCAAUCAAAUAUUUUGAAAGAUUUAUUUGUUUCAGUGGCUAAUAUAGUGGCUUCCUUUGACGAGAGCAAUUAAAGAUAUUUAUUCAUGGUCGCAGGCAUACCUUUUUGUCUCUGAACAGAUCCUGUUUGAGGUUUUGGAGCAUGAGGGGUUGUCAAAUUAUUUUCAAGGUGCUGCACAUAAUCUAGAGAAAUGAAAGCAAUCUUUGAAGAUUGUAUUCCUGAAUUUAUACGUUUGUAUCCCAUUGGUAAGUGAGAUAGAGGUGAUCUAUAUGUUCCUUUUAACUAUGCCUCAGAACAUAAAGUUCGUGUCGAAACUUCGGUUCCACAAGUCAGAAGUUAACUUGUAAAUAAUUAGAGGUAGAGAGACAGUUAGAUGGAACCCUAUGUUGAGGAUCCUGCAAAAUUUUGUGGUGUGCUUAUUUCAUUUUCUUUACUUUGAAUGGCAGCCAUUGCAGUUUCAGGGGUCUUUUGUAA